Capsicum annuum is the source of this 2415-nucleotide messenger RNA. RefSeq names its product polyadenylate-binding protein 3. The transcript has 7 exons. The record is from RefSeq and is a predicted model, not a curated record. Gene Ontology annotation, molecular function: poly(U) RNA binding; poly(A) binding; mRNA 3'-UTR binding. Bases 120 to 2114 code for a protein of 664 amino acids. Lineage: Eukaryota; Viridiplantae; Streptophyta; Magnoliopsida; Solanales; Solanaceae. Gene Ontology annotation, cellular component: cytosol; nucleus; ribonucleoprotein complex.
CACUCUUUUUCUGCUUGCCGCCGAUAGAUUGAUCACUUGUCAAAUUGAUCAAUUUCACUCACAUUAUAAUAUAAUUUAUUAUAUUUAUUAUCUGCUUCUUCAAUUCUGAUCGGAGAUUAAUGGCGGCUACAGCGGCGGCGGUUGUUCCUCCACCGGCGGCGGUUGCUCCUCCACCGGUGACAGUGCAAACUCAACCGGCUCUGACGGUGACUGCGACGGCAACGGUAGGAGUGACGCCACCACCGUCACCACAUGUAGGUGUUGGUGGUCAUCAGGCGCCGCAUUAUUCGCUGUACGUAGGGGAUCUGGAUACGUCAGUAGAUGAAGGACAAUUGUAUGAGGUGUUUAAUCAGGUGGCACCAGUCGUCUCUGUUAGGGUUUGUAGAGAUCAAUCACGAAGAGCAUCCCUUGGAUAUGCUUAUGUUAAUUUCACUUCUCCACAAGAUGCUGCUACUGCAAGGGAGUUACUGAAUUUUACUCAAGUGAAUGGAAAACCUAUGAGGAUAAUGUUUUCUCAUAGAGAUCCUAGUCUGAGGAAGAGUGGGUAUGCAAAUGUUUUCAUUAAGAACCUGGACUCGUCGAUAGAUAACAAGGCUUUGCAGGACACUUUUGCUGCCUUUGGAACAGUUCUUUCCUGCAAGGUAGCUGUUGAUAGUAAUGGUCAAUCCAAAGGAUAUGGUUUUGUACAAUUUGAUCAGGAUGAAGCUGCACAGAAAGCAAUCAACCGACUAAAUAAUAUGUUGAUUAAUGAUAAACAAGUUUAUGUUGGCUACUUCAUCCGUGGACAAGAAAGGAGUCGAGCAAAUGCUUCCGAUAAAUUCACAAAUGUCUAUGUGAAAAAUCUUCCUGAAACUACCACUGAUGAGGAUCUCAAGAAGCUUUUUGAGAAGCAUGGCACCAUCACCAGUGCUUUAGUCAUGAAAGACACAAACGGAAAAUCCAGGUGUUUUGGCUUUGUAAAUUUUGAGACUUCAGAUGCUGCAGCCACCGCAGUUGAACAGUUGAAUGGCAGUUCUUUGGAUGAAAAAGUUCUGUUUGUUGGCAAGGCACAGAAGAAAUCAGAGCGGGAAGCAGAUCUCAGAGCAAAAUUUGAACAAGAACGGGCCAGUCGAUUCGAAAAACUGAAAGGUGCUAACCUGUAUUUGAAAAAUCUCGAUGACACUGUGAAUGAUGAAAAUCUGAAAGAAUUAUUUGCAGAGUAUGGAACCAUAACAUCCUGCAAGGUGAUGCGCAAUGCAAAAGGAGUGAGCAAGGGUUCUGGAUUUGUUGCCUUCUCCACCCCCGAGGAAGCUACACGAGCUUUAAAUGAGAUGAAUGGCAAGUUGAUAGGAAAGAAACCUUUAUUUGUUGCUGUUGCCCAGCGCAAGGAGGAAAGGAGAGUGUGGCUACAGGGACAUUUUGCUCGGAUGCGACCAGCUGGGGGAAUGGCUCCUCCUCCUGGAGGCAUGCCUGGGUUUCACAGUGGGGCACCUCGACUUGCUCCUCAGCAGGUCUACUUUGGUCAAGGUGCCCCAGGCCUUAUAGCACCUCAAGCUGCUGGAUUUGGCUUCCAGCAGCAACUCAUGCCUGGAAUUCGUCCAGGAGUUGGUCCAAAUUUUCUCUUGCCCUAUCAGCUUCAGCGUCAAGGACAACAUGGACGUGUUGGUGGAAGGAGAGGAGGGAAUUCUCAACAGCAGCAGCAGCAGUGGAACUCCAGUAGAUCCAAUCCGAAUGGACGAAACGGCAUGCAUCCGAGCAUCCCUCAAGGUAUGAUGGGGCCAAUUAUGCCACCGCCAUUUGAUGCUGCUUCUGCUAUGACAACUCCUCCCUUGGACAUCCAACGCUCUAACCCUGUGCCGCCAUCAACACUUGCUUCUUCUUUGGCCUUUGCUUCUCCAGAAGAUCAGCAUGUGAUGCUUGGAGAACAGCUAUUUCCACUUGUGGAACGCAUUGAGCAUGAUCAUGCUGGUAAGGUUACCGGUAUGUUGCUUGAGAUGGAUCAGACUGAGGUGCUUCAUCUCAUUGAGUCCCCUGAUGCUCUCAAUAAGAAAGUCUCUGAGGCUAUGGAUGUUCUUCGCUUGGCAAGGCCAGGUAGUGUUGGUGAUAAAUUUGGAUCACUUACCCUGAAUGGAUGAAGCAAAUUUUCAUCUUUAACACAAGGAAUGACCCUAAAUUGGCCUGUAUUUUGUAAGGGGGUAAUAAGGGGUAAUGGUGGUGACUUAGGGAGUGUUUUGGCUAUGGUAUUAAAUGACAUUUUUUGUAGGUUUAAACUUUUAGCAAAGAGGGCUUCUUUGGUGGUGACCUGGGAGUUUAUUUUGCCCUCUUGAUUACAUUGUUUUUAUCUUUUUGGGAGUUCACUUUUUAAUUUUUCAUUUCCUGCAGAAAUUAUAUACUUUUUAGACUUAUUGCAAUUCAUGGAUUGUUUUGUUUUGACUA